Messenger RNA from Symphalangus syndactylus (siamang), 8015 nucleotides. It is a transcript of the gene ADAMTS13, whose product is annotated as ADAM metallopeptidase with thrombospondin type 1 motif 13. The record is from RefSeq and is a predicted model, not a curated record. Gene Ontology annotation, biological process: extracellular matrix organization; proteolysis. Gene Ontology annotation, molecular function: metalloendopeptidase activity. Gene Ontology annotation, cellular component: extracellular matrix. NCBI's taxonomy places the organism in Eukaryota, Metazoa, Chordata, Mammalia, Primates, Hylobatidae.
GGGGCACUGGGCGGUGGGGCUAGUGAGAGCCGGGCUCGGCCGCUGGCCUGCGUCCUGGACUCUCGGGCCUUUCCCGCCUUGCGCUACUCCAUGCUCAGCCUCACAGCGGCUCAUCUUCCACAUACAGUGGGGAAACAGGCCCAGGCACCGGGAGGAGUUCCCACCAGUUCACUCUGUAGCAGGACGAGCCGCAGACAAGAACCCCUCAGACACCGAAUUGUAGAAGGAAAGGGCUUUAUUUAGCGGGGAGCACCAGCAGACUCACGUCUCCAAAAACCGAGCUCUCCGAGUGAGCAAUUCCUGUCCCUUUUAAGGGCUUACAACUCUAAGGGGGUCUGCGUGAGAGGGUCCUGAUCGAUUGAGCAAGCAGGGGGUACGUGACUGGGGGCUGCACGCACCAGUAAUCAGAACGGAACAGAACAGGACAGGGAUUUUCACAAUGCUUUUCCAUACAAUGUCUGAAAUCUAUAGAUAACAUAACCGGUUAGGUCAAGGAUUGAUCUUUCACCAGGCCCAGGGCACAGCGCCGGGCUGUCUGCCUGUGGAUUUUAUUUCUGCCUUUUAGUUUUUACUUAUUCUUUAUUUGGAAGCAGAAAUUGGGCAUAAGACAAUAUGAGGGGUGGUCUCCUCCCUUACCUCCGCCUCCUGGGUUCAAGCGAUUCUCCUGCCUCAGCCUCCUGAGUAGCUGGGAUUACAGGUACACACCACCAUGCUCUGCUAAUUUUUGUAUUUUUAGUAGACCUGGGGUUUCGCCAUGUUGGCCAGGCUGUCUUGAACUCCUGACCUCAAGUGAUCCAUCCGCCUCGGCCUCCCAAAGUGCUGGGAUUACAGGUGUGAGCCACCGUGCCCGGCCGGGAGUGGAUAGAUUUGAUGUGCGUGUGUAACAGGCAGAGGUUGAUGGAGUAACAGGGAAGUGAGGCUCCUAGGAUUUUGGUCUGAGCAACUGGGUGUGGCCAUUUAUCAUCUCAAUAAAUGUCUGCGGGGAGCAGGGUGACGUAUGGGAGUGGAGCCAUGAGCUCCUUUUCACACUUGCUGAGUUUGAAUGGGCUGUCAGUCCCUAAGGAGAGACGUCUAAUCAGCAGCAGGAUCUAAGAUUCCUAAGCUUAGGGAAGGGUCAGUGCUGGAGAUGUAAUUUGGAAAUCGUCAGCAUAUAAUUAGUGUUGAAACAUGAACCUAGGUUAGUUCGUCCAAAGAGAGAGCACCAAUAUAGGGAGUGAAGGGUUAAGACCAGAUAGCAGGUGCUGGGGGCUCUCCAGGGGCGAAGCAGCAGAGGAGGCUGAGGGGGAGCAGUCAGUGCAGUGGGAGGAGAGGCGGAUGUGAGUGGCAUUAGAGAAUCCAGGGGGAGAAUAAACCACAUCAGAUGCUGCUGAGAGGCUGAGAAAGAUGAGGACAGAGAGAUGGGAACCAGAUAUGGCGCUGAGAUUGUCAGCAAGUCCACUGAAAAGGGUUUUCUUUUUUUUGUUUGUUUUGAGACGGAGUCUUGCUCUGCUGCCCAGGCUGGAGUGCAGUGGCGUGAUAUCGGCUCACCACAAUCUCCACCUACCGGGUUCAAGCGAUUCUCCUGCCUCAGCCUCCUGAGUAGCUGGAACUACAGGUGCACGCCACCAUGCCCAGCUAAUUUUUUUUUUUUUUUUUGAGACGAAGUUAUGCUCUUGUCACCCAGGCUGGAGUGUAAUGGCGCAAUCUUGGCUCACCGCAACCUCCACCUCCUGGGUUCAAGUGAUUCUUCUGCUUCAGCCUCCCGAGUAGCUGGGAUUACAGGCAUGUGCCCGGCUAAUUUUGUACUUUUAGUAGAGAUGGGGUUUCUCCAUGUUGGCCAGGCUGGUAUGGAUCUCCAGACCUCAGGUGAUCCGCCCGCCUCAGCCUCCCAAAGUGUUGGGAUUACAGGCGUGAGCCACCGCACCUAGCCUAAUUUUUGUAUUUUUGAAAAGAGAUGGGGUUUCACUAUGCUGGCCAGGCUGAUCUCGAACCCCUGACCUCGUGAUCUGCCUGCCUUGGCCUCCCAAAGUGCUGGGAUCACAGGCGUGAGCCACUGCGCCCGGCCCGGGUUUUCUUUUUAAAAAAGGAAAAAACUUUGUUCCAGCAGUUUGCAAACCAGGGUGAUGCAGCCUUCUGUACAAAGGUGCAUUCCAGAGAACAAAGAAAGAGGUUGUCUUUUGUAGAGAACUUCCUGCCCAGGUUCCCACUUUGGUCCACUUAUGCAAAUAAGGAAGGCACACUUGCUUAGUUCUGAUUGGUUAAUACUUACUGAAUUCAGAUUGGCCGAUGUAGGUCACAGUCAGGUUGAUUUUGGCAGCAUAAACAGGAACAGACAGCUAUGAAACCGUCCCAGAGUUAAGCGAGAGUGGGGGCUUUCCAGGAACACAGAAUGUGUGUGACCCUAGUAAGCAAAUGGCUGCUAGGUCCUACUUUGAAUUUAUGCCCAGUUAGUAACUUGGGAUCCAUCAUGAAGGAGUGGCUCUUUCAGCGUUCACAAAGUUAUUGGUGACCUUUUAAAGAUCAAUUUCAGUGGGAUGUGGGAAUUGGAGGCAAGGAAGUAGAGAUAGCCACUGAAAAUAAUGUUUCCAAGUUCCUAAAGAAAGCCAGAAACAGGGCUAUGGCAGGAGGACAGCAUGGGUCAAGGGAAGGUUGUUGAUUGUAAUCAAGAGACACCAGAGUGUCUGGGCGUGGUGGCUCAUGCCUGUAAUCCCAGCACUUUGGGAGGCCGAGGCGGUCAGCUCACCUGAGGUCAGGAGUUUGAGACCAGCUUGGCCAACAUGGCGACACCCCACCUCUACUAAAAAUACGAAAACUAGCCAGGUGUGAUGGCGGGCGCCUGUAAUCCCAGCCACAAGGGAGGCCGAGGCAGGAGAAUCACUUGAACCUGGGUUGCAGAGGUUGCAGCGAGCCGAGAUCGUGCCACUGCACUCCAGCCUGGGUGACACAGUAAGACUCUGCCUCAAAAAACAAACAAAAACGAAAAAAGAGACAGGAGAGUCAUGUAUGCUGAUGGGGUGAGCCAGGUACCAGGAUCUCGACAUCUAAGCAUGCCCCCUUCUCCAACAGCCUCCUUACCUUCCUGCAUGAAAGCACACCCUCCCCUCCAGCCCCCCAUUCCUUUAUUCUGCUGUAUUUUUCUCCAUAACACUUACCACCUUUGAACGUACUAUAUACACAACACGUAUCUGUCUAGCAACUUUGCUGUCUGGCUCUCUUCCCUAGAGUUUAAGCUGUGAGAAGCCGAGGCUGCUGUCUGCCUGGCUCAUGGCUGCUUUCCUGGUGUCUAGCACAGAGCCUAGCCUGUUUCAGGGGCUCAGUGAAACAUUUGUUGGCUGAAGGAAUGAAUGAAUGGCUCUAGCAGAGGGGCAGAAACUAACGAUGCAGGAGGAGAGAACUGGGAAGGGAUCCAGAGCCAGGGCCUGGCAGGGAGUGUAGAUGUGUCCUCCCUGAUCGCAGAGAAGGAGAGAGGCUGCACUUUGAGGGGUGGAAAGACAAGGCUGGCUUUCCUGAGGAUGCGCCAGCGUCACCCCCGGGCAAGAUGCCCUCCUCUCUGUGUGGCCGGAAUCCUUGCCUGUGGCUUUCUCCUGGGCUGCUGGGUACCCUCCCAUUUCCAGCAGAGUUGUCUUCAGGCUUUGGAGCCGCAGGCCGUGUCUUCUUACUUGAGCCCUGGUGCUCCCGUAAAAGGCUGCCCUCCUUCCCCCGGCUUCCAGAGGCAGAGGCGGAGGCAGAGGCGGGCUGCAGGCAGCAUCCUACACCUGGAGCUGCUGGUGGCCGUGGGCCCUGAUGUCUUCCAGGCUCACCAGGAGGACACGGAGCGCUACGUGCUCACCAACCUCAACAUCGGGGCGGAACUGCUUCGGGACCCGUCCCUGGGGGCUCAGUUUCGGGUGCACCUGGUGAAGAUGGUCAUUCUGACAGAGCCCGAGGGUGCUCCAAAUAUCACAGCCAACCUCACCUCAUCCCUGCUGAGCGUCUGUGGGUGGAGCCGGACCAUCAAUCCUGAGGACGACACGGAUCCUGGCCAUGCUGACCUGGUCCUCUACAUCACCAGGUUUGACCUGGAGUUGCCUGAUGGUAACCGGCAGGUGCGGGGGGUCACCCAGCUGGGCGGUGCCUGCUCCCCAACCUGGAGCUGCCUCAUUACCGAGGACACUGGCUUCGACCUGGGAGUCACCAUCGCCCAUGAGAUUGGGCACAGCUUCGGCCUGGAGCACGACGGCGCUCCUGGCAGCGACUGCGGCCCCAGCGGACACGUGAUGGCUUCGGACGGCGCCGCGCCCCGCGCCGGCCUCGCCUGGUCCCCCUGCAGCCGCCGGCAGCUGCUGAGCCUGCUCAGCGCAGGACGGGCGCGCUGCGUGUGGGACCCGCCUCGGCCUCAGCCCGGGUCCGCGGGGCGCCCGCCGGAGGCGCAGCCUGGCCUCUACUACAGCGCCGACGAGCAGUGCCGCGUGGCCUUCGGCCCCAAGGCUGUCGCCUGCACCUUCGCCAGGGAGCACCCGGAUAUGUGCCAGGCCCUCUCCUGCCACACAGACCCGCUGGACCAAAGCAGCUGCAGCCGCCUCCUCGUUCCUCUCCUGGACGGGACAGAAUGUGGCGUGGAGAAGUGGUGCUCCAAGGGUCGCUGCCGCUCCCUGGUGGAGCUGACCCCCAUAGCAGCAGUGCAUGGGCGCUGGUCUAGCUGGAGUCCCGAAAGUCCUUGCUCCCGCUCCUGCGGAGGAGGUGUGGUCACCAGGAGGCGGCAGUGCAACAACCCCAGACCUGCCUUUGGGGGGCGUGCAUGUGUUGGUGCUGACCUCCAGGCUGAGAUGUGCAACACUCAGGCCUGCGAGAAGACCCAGCUGGAGUUCAUGUCGGAACAGUGCGCCAGGACCGAUGGCCAGCCGCUGCGCUCCUCCCCUGGCGGCGCCUCCUUCUACCGCUGGGGUGCUGCUGUACCACACAGCCAAGGGGAUGCUCUGUGCAGACACAUGUGCCGGGCCGUUGGCGAGAGCUUCAUCAUGAAGCGUGGAGACAGCUUCCUUGAUGGGACCCGGUGUAUGCCAAGUGGCCCCCGGGAGGACGGGACCCUGAGCCUGUGCGUGUCAGGCAGCUGCAGGACAUUUGGCUGUGACGGCAGGAUGGACUCCCAGCAGGUACAGGACGCGUGCCAGGUGUGUGGUGGGGACAACAGCACGUGCAGCCCACAGAAGGGCUCUUUCACAGCUGGCAGAGCGAGAGAAUAUGUCACAUUUCUGACAGUUACCCCCAACCUGACCAGUGUCUACAUUGCCAACCACAGGCCUCUCUUCACACACUUGGCGGUGAGGAUCGGAGGGCGCUACGUCGUGGCUGGGAAGACGAGCAUCUCCCCUAACACCACCUACCCCUCCCUUCUGGAGGAUGGCCGUGUCGAGUACAGAGUGGCCCUCACCAAGGACCGGCUGCCCCGCCUGGAGGAGAUCCGCAUCUGGGGACCCCUCCAGGAAGAUGCUGAGAUCCAGGUUUACAGGCGGUAUGGCGAGGAGUAUGGCAACCUCACCUGCCCAGACAUCACCUUCACCUACUUCCAGCCUAAGCCGCUGCAGGCCUGGGUGUGGGCCGCUGUGCGUGGGCCCUGCUCGGUGAGCUGUGGGGCAGGGCUGCGCUGGGUAAACUACAGCUGCCUGGACCAGGCCAGGAAGGAGCUGGUGGAGACUGUCCGGUGCCAAGGGAGCCAGCAGCCACCAGCGUGGCCAGAGGCCUGCGUGCUUGAACCCUGCCCUCCGUACUGGGCGGUGGGAGACUUCGGCCCAUGCAGUGUCUCCUGUGGGGGCGGCCUGCGGGAGCGGCCAGUGCGCUGCGUGGAGGCCCGGGGCAGUCUGCUGAAGACAUUGCCCCCAGCCCGGUGCAGAGCAGGGGCCCAGCAGCCAGCUGUGGCGGUGGAAACCUGCAACCCCCAGCCCUGCCCCGCCAGGUGGAAGGUGUCAGAGCCCAGCCCAUGCACAUCAGCUGGUGGAGCAGGCCUGGCCUUGGAGAACGAGACCUGUGUGCCGGGGGCAGAUGGCCUGGAGGCUCCAGCGACUGAGAGGCCUGGCUCCGUAGAUGAGAAGCUGCCUGCCCCUGAGCCCUGUGUCGGGAUGUCAUGCCCUCUAGGCUGGGGCCAUCUGGAUGCCACCUCUGCAGGGGAGAAGGCUCCCUCCCCAUGGGGCAGCAUCAGGACGAAGGCUCAAGCUGCACACGUGUGGACCCCUGUGGCGGGGCCGUGCUCCGUCUCCUGCGGGCGAGGCCUGAUGGAGCAGCGUUUCCUGUGCAUGGACUCUGCCCUCAGGGUGCCUGUCCAGGAGGAGCUGUGUGGCCUGGCAAGCAAGCCUGGGAGCCGGCGGGAAGUCUGCCAGGCUGUCCCAUGCCCUGCUCGGUGGCGGUACAAGCUGGCGGCCUGCAGUGUGAGCUGUGGGGGAGGGGUCGUGUGGAGGAUCCUGUAUUGUGCCCGGGCCCAUGGGGAGGACGAUGGUGAGGAGAUCCUGUUGGACACCCAGUGCCAGGGGCUGCCUCGCCCGGAACCCCAGGAGGCCUGCAGCCUGGAGCCCUGCCCACCUAGGUGGAAAGUCAUGUCCCUUGGCCCAUGUUCGGCCAGCUGUGGCCUUGGCACUGCUAGACGCUCGGUGGCCUGUGUGCAGCUCGACCAAGGCUGGGACGUGGAGGUGGACGAGGCAGCCUGUGCGGCGCUGGUGCGGCCGCAGGCCAGCGUCCCCUGUCUCAUUGCCGACUGCACCUACCGCUGGCACGUCAGCACCUGGAUGGAGUGCUCUGUUUCCUGUGGGGAUGGCAUCCAGCGCCGGCGUGACACCUGCCUCGGACCCCAGGCCCAGGCACCUGUGCCGGCUGAUUUCUGCCAGCACUUGCCCAAGCCGGUGACUGUGCGUGGCUGCUGGGCUGGGCCCUGUGUGGGACAGGAGACGCCCAGCCUGGUGCCACAUGAAGAAGCUGCUGCUCCAGGACAGACCACAGCCACCCCUGCUGGUGCCUCCCUGGAGUGGUCCCAGGCCCGGGCCCUGCUCUUCUCCCCGGCUCCCCAGCCUCGGCGGCUCCUGCGCGGGCCCCAGGAAAACUCAGCGCAGUCCAGUGCCUGUGGCAGGCAGCACCUUGAGCCAACAGGAACCAUUGACAUGCGAGGCCCAGGGCAGGCAGACUGUGCAGUGGCCAUUGGGCGGCCCCUCGGGGAGGUGGUGACCCUCCGCAUCCUUGAGAGUUCUCUCAACUGUAGUGCAGGGGACAUGUUGCUGCUUUGGGGCCGGCUCACCUGGAGGAAGAUGUGCAGGAAGCUGUUGGACAUGACUUUCAGCUCUAAGACCAACACGCUGGUGGUGAGGCAGCGCUGCGGGCGGCCAGGAGGUGGGGUGCUGCUGCGGUAUAGGAGCCAGCUUGCUCCUGAAAUAUUCUACAGAGAAUGUGACAUGCAGCUCUUUGGGCCCUGGGGUGAAAUCGUGAGCCCCUCGCUGAGUCCAGCCACGAGUAAUGCAGGGGGCUGCCGGCUCUUCAUUAAUGUGGCCCCGCACGCCCGGAUUGCCAUCCAUGCCCUGGCCACCAACAUGGGCACUGGGACCGAGGGAGCCAAUGCCAGCUACAUCUCGAUCCGGGACACCCACAGCUUGAGGACCACAGCGUUCCAUGGGCAGCAGGUGCUCUACUGGGAGUCAGAGAGCAGCCAGGCUGAGAUGGAGUUCAGCGAGGGCUUCCUGAAGGCUCAGGCCAGCCUGCGGGGCCAGUACUGGACCCUCCAAUCAUGGGGACCGGAGGUGCAGGACCCUCAGUCCUGGAAGGGAAAGGAAGGAACCUGAGGGUCAUUGAACAUUUGUUACCUGUCUGGCCAGCCCUGGAGGGUUGACCUCUGGUCUCAGUGCUUUCCAAUUCGAACUUUUUCCAAUCUUAGGUAUCUACUUUAGAGUCUUCUCCAAUGUCCAAAAGGCUAGGGGGUUGGAGGUGGGGACUCUGGAAAGGCAGCCCCCAUUUCCUCGGGUAAGCAAUAAAUAAAACAUGCAGGCUGACCGGCGUUUUUUUCUUACAAGCUGUCCAGACCU